UUGUACUUGUAACUCAUGGCAAACACUAACUUGAAGCUCCUGAGUGGCUGGUUCAGCCCAUUUGUUUGGAGGGUUAAGAUCGCCCUCAACAUCAAAUCUGUGGAAUAUGAAAACGUUGAAGAGACCUUGAACCCAAAAAGCCAGCUUCUUCUGCAGUCAAAUCCUGUGCACGAGAAAGUCCAAGUCGUCCUUCACGGAGACAAGCCCAUCUGCGAAUCUAGAAUCAUUGUUGAAUACAUAGACGAGGUUUGGAACACUGGUCCCUCCAUCUUACCAGCAGAUGCCUACGAUCGAGCCAUGGCUUGUUUCUGGGCUGCCUACAUCGAUGACAAAUGUUUUUUGGCCAUGAGAAAAGCUUUGCUAGAAGAAGAUGAAGAAGCGAGGAAGCCAUGCUUGGAAGAAGUGGAAGAUGUGCUUGUGACAAUGGAAGGUGAGUUGCAGAAAUAUUGCAGAGAAGGAAAGGGGUAUUUUGGUGGGGAUGAGAUUGGAUUGGUUGAUAUUACCUUUGGGAGCUUGAUGCGUUGGUUGAGUGCACUAGAGACGAUGAGUGGAAGGAAGAUGUUGGUUGAAGGGAAGCAUCCAGGUUUGGUGAAAUGGGCAGAGAGAUUCUCAUCUGAUGCUAACGUGAAGGGGUUGAUUCCUGAGACUGAGAAACUCAUAGGGUAUGUAGAGGCUCUUAAGAUGAAGCUGAAGGCUUCUGCCACUGCAAAGUAAUGGAACUCGUUUUUAUGAACUGC
This is a messenger RNA of Prosopis cineraria, 737 nucleotides long. Its product is annotated as glutathione S-transferase U17-like. The coding region runs from base 16 to 714 and encodes 232 amino acids. Gene Ontology annotation, molecular function: glutathione transferase activity. Gene Ontology annotation, cellular component: cytoplasm. Lineage: Eukaryota; Viridiplantae; Streptophyta; Magnoliopsida; Fabales; Fabaceae. The record is from RefSeq and is a predicted model, not a curated record. The transcript is spliced from 2 exons. Gene Ontology annotation, biological process: glutathione metabolic process.